This is a messenger RNA of Salvia miltiorrhiza (redroot sage), 741 nucleotides long. RefSeq lists its product as uncharacterized. The coding region runs from base 1 to 570 and encodes 189 amino acids. NCBI's taxonomy places the organism in Eukaryota, Viridiplantae, Streptophyta, Magnoliopsida, Lamiales, Lamiaceae. The record is from RefSeq and is a predicted model, not a curated record. The transcript is spliced from 3 exons.
AUGAUCCGAACCGCGAAACCCGAUUUAAAUCCGGUAUCUGUAAUUCGGCUUGCUUUCUUGGGCAGAGACCUACAAAGCGGAAUUCGGCGAGAAGAUAAGUCGAGAGAGAGAAAUGGAUGCGAGAACCCAAUAAAAAUUAAGUCAAGAAGAAGAAGACGCGUAAUGGCUGGCCAAAUGUUAUGCACCAACUCAUCCUUACCGAUCCAUCAUAACAACAAAUCUCCUCUGCUAUCACUACACGAGAUUGCAGAAAAUGUUGUUCGGUAUCCUUCUCGGCGCGCCGGCGGGAAAUUAUCGGUGCAGUGCUCGGAAAACCAAACCCAGAUUUUGAGGACUUGCAAGCAUUGCAAAAGCCAGUUCGAUCCUCUGCAAAACCAUCCCCGCGCUUGUCGUUUUCAUUCUGCUCAUUUUGGGGGAGAAACUAAGAGAAAGUUUGAGAGUGUAUAUACGGGUGGAACCAUGCAUACACCUGAUUCGGGAAAGGUUUACCAAUAUUGGCAUUGCUGUGGAUCUGAAGAUCCCUUUGAUCCCGGAUGCACUGCAGCACCUCACUCUUCAUACGACGAUUGAAUAUGCCAUGUUAAGGAUACUGAGUCUGGAGAUAUUUUUGUGAGAUUAUUCUCAUCAUCUACUUGUAAUUUCUUUCAUAUGUUUUCGUAGUCCAUACUUCCAAAAUGUGAAACAUUUUCUUACAUUGCCCUUACAUAAUAAUAGAAACAAACAAGAAUCGUAGCCUUUGCA